Zea mays is the source of this 2267-nucleotide messenger RNA. RefSeq names its product Nuclear transport factor 2 (NTF2) family protein with RNA binding (RRM-RBD-RNP motifs) domain. Gene Ontology annotation, cellular component: cytosol; ribonucleoprotein complex. The transcript is spliced from 9 exons. The record is from RefSeq and is marked provisional. Gene Ontology annotation, molecular function: mRNA binding. NCBI's taxonomy places the organism in Eukaryota, Viridiplantae, Streptophyta, Magnoliopsida, Poales, Poaceae. The coding region runs from base 196 to 1950 and encodes 584 amino acids.
GCUCGAGCCAAGGGACACAGCCGCCGCCGUUUCUUCAUCUCCCAUCUUCAUAGUCGCGCUAGGCACACAGGCGUCGGCGGCGGCGCUCAGGCUCGGGAUCUCAGCUACAGCGUCAGCGGCUUCCUCUCCCGCCUCUCGCCAGUCGUCUCGCGCCCUCGCUUCCGAUCCUCCGCACACCGGCCGGUGACCCUGCAAAUGGCAGGGCAAGCAGGGAACCCAGUAAACCACCCUAUAAGUCCCCACGUGAUAAGUGGCGCUUUCGUUCAGCAAUAUUACCACAUUUUACACGAACAACCAGAUCAAGUGCACAAGUUUUACCAAGAUUCAAGUAUUCUUGGUCGACCAGAUUCCAAUGGAAUUAUGGCAUAUGUAACCACUAUGCGUGAUAUUAAUGAAAAAAUCAUGUCUAUGGACUUCAGGAACUGCUUAACAGAGAUAGAGACUGCAGAUGCACAAUUAUCUCACAAGGAUGGGGUGCUCAUUGUUGUUACUGGUUCCUUGACUUCGGAUGAAGGCGUUUUCCGUAGGUUUACCCAGUCAUUCUUCCUAGCACCACAAGAAAGUGGUGGCUAUUUUGUUCUCACUGAUGUAUUUAGAUUUAUUUCGGAAAGGAAACCAGCUGAGAUAAAUCAAGUUGCUACUCAAGAAAAUGAAAUCAGUCAGAAUGUUAGACCUGCAUCUGAAACAUGUUCAGCACUACCAGAACCUAUUCCAGCUGAUGGGAGUGUGAUCUCAGACCAUGUGACAGCUGAUAGUAAUGUCACGGAGAAGCAAAUAAGUGAUCUUUCUGCUAAUGGGACUGCCAUUGAAAGUAAUGAUAAUACCCAGCCACCUGUGCAAGUGCCCAAAGAGGAUCCAAAGAAGGCCCUACUUGUUGCUCCUCCCCCUCCAACUCAGAUGGAUGUUACUAAGAAAUCUUAUGCAUCCAUUGUCAAGGUCAUGAAGGAGGGCCCACCAACUCCAGUUGUCAAAACAACAUCGUCAGUUUCCAAACAGAAGCCAGCUCCUAAACCAGUGUCCACGGCUGUCGAAGGCCUAGAGAAACCAUCUGAGAAACCUACCCAGGCUAUUGGAACCGGUGAUGGGAUUGUUGCCCAAAACAACUCUUCUCGCAAUGAGCAAGGCUAUUCAAUUUUCAUCAAGAAUUUGCCUUUCCAUGCCAAUAUUGAAAUGGUUGAGGAGGAAUUUAAGAAAUUUGGUACUAUAAAGCCAGGUGGUGUUCAAGUCCGGCACAAUAAGGUUGAUCGAUUUGGUUUUGGUUUUGUUGAGUACGAGUCCCAGCAGUCUAUGCAAGCAGCAAUUGAGGCAUCUCCGAUUCGUAUGGCGGACAAAGAAGUCGGCAUUGAGGCGAAAAGAGCCAAUUCACGAGGUGGCCGUUUCCAAUCUGGCAGGGGAGUGUACCAUGGUGAUAACUUUAGAGGGCGAGGAAGUGGCUAUGUGGACAACACAAACUACAGAAGCAGCGGCAGCUUCAACCGCCAGAAUGAAGGGGAGAUGUACAACCGCAGGAAUGAAGGGGAGAUGUACAACCGCAGGAAUGAAGGGGACUUCUACAACCACAGGAAUGAGGGGGAGUUCUACAACCGACGGAAUGAUGGUGGCGAGAACUACAACCGGCGCAACGAUGGUGGCGAGAACUAUAACCGGCGCAAUGAUGGUGGCAAGAACUUCAGCCGCAGGAAUGACAGUGGUACCGAGAACUUCAACCGCAGGAAUGACGGUGGCGGCGAGAACUUCAGCCGCAGGAACGAUGGUGUUGGCGAGAACUUCAACGUCAGGAAUGACGGCGUUGGUGAGAACUUCAACAGGAGGAACAACUUCAGAAAUCAGAAUGACUUCCCUGGACGAGGACGGGGUUCACCUACACCAGGGAACAGUUACUACCAGAACGGGAAUGGGAGGUUCAGUCGCGUGAACAAUGGCGCCAAGCAAGCUCCUGUGGCCGCGUAGAGGCAUCAAGGCGGUAGGCUUACAUCAAACUAGGAAGCAUAAGGCUACAUUCAAGUGAGCUGAGUGCAAGGAUUAUUCUUAGUAGGAGCAUUGCUGUCAGACAGCUUGGUUAUUUUUUUUUGUGCCGUGUUGGGUCGCUAAGAGAUUAGUAGUUGCAGUCGUCCGUGGAUGGUAGGUGAAUUUUGUUGCCGUUGAUGAGCUUGUCAACUGGGUGUUGGACCAUGGUUCGUAACUUUGUGUCAUCUGCCAAUCAGGAUUGGUGGGAGGUUAGACACUAAUCUUAUGAAGCGGUGACUGCAAAAAUCAGUGUCCAUGUU